Molecule: messenger RNA, 1639 nt
Organism: Medioppia subpectinata
Lineage: Eukaryota; Metazoa; Arthropoda; Arachnida; Sarcoptiformes; Oppiidae
Source: the annotation of a GenBank genome assembly
AUGAGUUCUAAGACAUCGGGCAAACAAUUUAGCGAUCGAUUGUUGGAUCCGUUGGAAGAGUCGAUGGCGAAGAUGUUGGCCACUGAUUACGUCCAGAAGAUACUAAUGACCGGAGAAAUGAGUGAUGAGAACAUACGGUACGCACAGAAAAACUGGAAGAGAUCUAAAGACAUUGUUCCGAAAUCCACUUUAGAUAUGAUGAGACGGGCCUACAGUCUUGCCGUCACUGAAACGGACCGCAAAAUACUGGAGCCGUUUGUGACUACAAUUGCCGCCGAUUUGGACAAAUACUACGACCGCUUUGAGCGACAAUUGGGAGGCAUUGGCGACGACCUAAAGGCACAGCCGAUGGACGCGAUUACAGUUGACUAUACGAUAAUGCAUUACCAGGAGCUGAAACGGGGCUCAAUUUUGCGUAUGAUUCUCACUCAAAUGGUGGGCAUUUGGCUGAUAGAUAAACUGCACGAGUAUUUAAAACAUGAGCCCCGGUAUCGGCCCAACCCUUUGGCCACUAAUCUAUUGUUUCUGGAUUUUGAUCCAAAUGCGAUAACCACUGGAUUUAAGAGUGUUAUCGAUAGAAAUGGUGGUCACAUAUCCGCCGCCGAAGAGCUAGAGCUGAUCCAAUUUGCCAAAGAACUAAUAGACAUGGAAAUCAAGUUUCAUCUCAACGAAGAUUUACUUGAUGAUGGUACUUUCUUUUAUACCGUUAAACGGUUUGCAUCGCCGCCGGAAUCGCCGAUCAAUUGUGUGUUAUUUGAGGACUCGUUGACUGGUAUUACCGGUGCUGUGGCUUCGGCCCUGUUGACCAUGAUGUCAGUGGCCAGCCUAUUGGUAUCCUGGUCACAACGUCUGUCCCACCUGUAUCUAUACAACGGUAUAUUUGGUUUGGGCGCCGGCGCCUGGAUUAACGCCAAAAACGUGUGGACUAUUGAGUUGUGGCAGCACAGGUCGGCACCCGUACUACAACUAUCAGCCCUUAUGUUUGGUGUGGGCAGUAUUCUCGGCCCUCUUAUCGACGACCCGUAUCUGAUUGGUCACAUCAAACAACUGACUGUUAUAGACAAUACACCGAUUGAUGGCCUGACCGGUGCCGUCGAUAAGCGAAAUCAUCACAAGAAAAAGCAACAAAUUGUGAAAAAUCAGCGCUAUUUUGGCGAAUUCCGGUGCCAUGAGUGCAGUUGGCGCUGGUCUUCAGGAUAUUGUUGGCUGUCUUUCAAACAGCAGUGCAAAAAGUGCGGUCAGUGGUCGCAGCCCAUCAAUAUGCGCGAGUUAGACAAGUCUGGUCUGGUCAAACCGGGUCGUGAGCCGCACCAGACCGAUAAGUGCCAAAAAUGCCGAUCCCUGGGCUACGACUGCAACCAAAACAAGCCAGGUGAGUUAGUGGCAAACAAGCGAUAUUUUGGUGAAUUCCGGUGCCAUAAGUGCCACCGGCACUGGUAUUCGGCCGCGUGUUGGCUCGGAUUUAAACAACAGUGCAAUGGUUGUGAUCAGUGGUCAGACCCAUCAAACAUGCGUCAAUUGAGACCCACUGAUCAUCCCGAUGACAGCCAUGUGCCGCACCGGAUGGACAAAUGCCAAAAGUGUCAGGCAUUGGGCGCUGACUGUAGUCGCCGUGAUUAAGGGUAUUGCCUGUGAAGUU